Molecule: messenger RNA, 1083 nt
Organism: Cavenderia fasciculata
Lineage: Eukaryota; Evosea; Eumycetozoa; Acytosteliales; Cavenderiaceae
Product: oxidoreductase
Exons: 2
Coding region: 1-1083 (360 amino acids)
Molecular function (GO): dioxygenase activity
Source: RefSeq, a predicted model, not a curated record
AUGUAUUCUUCUUCUUCUUCACCAGAUAAAGAUGAAAAUGAUUUAAAAGUUAGUGAAUCAACAUAUAAAUUACCAAUCAUUGAUUUGAAAUCAUUCAAGAGUGGAGAGGAUAGAGAAAAAGUAGCAAAAGAGAUAAAUGAUGCAUGCAAGAGACAUGGAUUCUUUUAUAUUGCUGGACAUGGUAUAGAGGAAGAAUUGAUAGAUAGAUUGGAUAGUGUUAGUAGACAAUUCUUUGCAUUGGAUGAACAAGAGAAACUAAAGAUUAGAAUGGAGUUGGGUGGUAGUGCAUGGAGAGGUUACUUUCCGCUGGGUGGAGAGUUGACUUCGAAUCGACCAGAUUGGAAGGAGGGGUUGUACUUUGGCACCGAACUACAAGAUACUCAUCCCUUGGUUGUCAGCAAGACACCUGUACAUGGUAGAAACCUAUUUCCCGACGAAUCAAUGGUGCCAACCAUGUCACAAAUUGUAUUAGAGUAUAUUGAAAAGGUUACUCAAUUGGGUCAUGUCGUGAUGGAAGCCAUUGCACUGAGUUUAGGGGUGCCAUCAGACUACUUUUAUAGUCUCUAUACCCAAGACCCACUCAUUCUCUUUAGAAUAUUUAAUUACCGGUCACAAGUCAUUCCCGAUGGAAUGGAUGUUCGUUGGGGUGUUGGUGAACACACCGAUUACGGGUUACUCACCAUUCUGUACCAAGAUGAUAUUGGCGGACUGCAAGUCAAGGUCGGUGGCGAGGGUUGGAUCAAAGCACCACCCAUCAAAAACACGUUUGUCUGUAAUAUAGGUGAUAUGCUCGACCGCAUGACCGGCGGUCUCUACAAAUCGACACCUCACCGCGUUGCCCUCAACACGAGCGGGCGUCACCGUCUCUCAUUCCCCCUCUUUUUCGAUCCCAACUUUUUCACUCAAGUCCAACCCAUCGAUGGCAUCUCCAUUGGCCAAGACGACAGCCACCAGCGUUGGGAUAAAUCCAACGUGCACGAAUUUCAAGGUACCUAUGGCGACUAUCUCAUCAACAAGGUUAGUCAAGUAUUUCCACAAUUAAAACAAAAUAUUAAUAACACUCAACAACAACGAUCUGAAUAA